Pocillopora verrucosa is the source of this 4660-nucleotide messenger RNA. Its product is annotated as Na(+)/H(+) exchanger beta. Gene Ontology annotation, biological process: regulation of intracellular pH; sodium ion import across plasma membrane; proton transmembrane transport. The record is from RefSeq and is a predicted model, not a curated record. Gene Ontology annotation, cellular component: plasma membrane. NCBI's taxonomy places the organism in Eukaryota, Metazoa, Cnidaria, Anthozoa, Scleractinia, Pocilloporidae. Gene Ontology annotation, molecular function: sodium:proton antiporter activity; potassium:proton antiporter activity.
UCAUCGCUUAAAGACAUCAGGGGGAAGAGGGACAUCUGGAGGAGGCAAGGUCUGAAUGUUAAGAUGGCUCUCAUAAAUCCAGCAGCACUUUUGUUAUUAGUGUGCGUGCUAAUCCUCCGUGUUAACUCAUCGGUUGGCGACAAAGCUAGUACUAGCCAUAACAACAAUUCACAUGAAAACGGAACACCAGGUCAUGCCAGUGAUCCGAUACCGGAGCUCAAAGUGGCAAAGUUUGACUUUGCAUAUGUAGCUGGGCCACUGACGAUCAUUGUGUGGAUUUUGAUAGCAAGUUUUGCCAAACUCGUCUUCCAUUUGUCUCACAAGCUGUCUUCGAUUGUACCGGAGUCAUGUUUGGUAAUUGUUCUUGGAAUCAUCAUUGGAGGAAUAAUGAAGGGUAUAGGCAUUCUGGAUACAGUUCCUACCUUCUCAUCACGCACUUUCUUUCUGUUUAUGCUGCCACCAAUUGUUCUUGAGGCUGGUUAUUUUCUUCAGGACAAAGCAUUUUUCAACAAUAUAGGAACAAUCUUGUUGUACGCUGUUGUGGGAACAAUUUUCAAUACAUUCACUGUAGGUCUGUCAUUGUUUGGGGUAUCAUGGAGAGAUGGGAUGAACUUGACUUUGAUGCAUACAUUGACAUUUGCAGCCCUGAUUGCUGCAGUGGAUCCAGUUGCUGUGCUGGCUGUGUUUGAGGAAAUUCAUGUUAAUGUCAUGCUCUAUAUCUUGGUGUUUGGUGAAUCACUUUUAAAUGAUGCUGUGACUGUAGUUCUAUACCAUCUCUUUGAGGCUUUAGCAGGAUUUGAUGUGGUCUCUUACAAAGAGAUCCUUAUUGGCUUUGCUUCAUUCUUUGUGGUCAGUAUCGGAGGGACAACUCUGGGACUGCUGUGGGGUUUAGCCACAGCAUUUGUAACCAAGUUUACUGAUCAUGUUAGAGUGAUUGAACCCAUCUUUGUGUUUGUCAUGAGUUACCUUUCAUACCUAACAGCAGAACUGUUCCACUUGUCUGGAAUUAUGAGUAUCGUCACAUGUGCUAUUGUCAUGAAGCCUUAUGUUGAACUUAACAUCUCAAGAAAGUCCCAUACAACAAUAAAGUACUUUCUGAAGAUGCUCAGUUCAAGCAGUGAAACUCUAAUCUUUAUGUUCCUUGGAGUGCAAGUGGUUAGCUGGGGUCAUGAAUGGAACACAAAGUUUGUUUUUGUCACCCUGGUAUUUAUCCUUGUUUUCAGGGCCCUAGGGGUGGUCAUCCUCACAUUCCUUGCUAAUAGAUUUGGUCGACUUAAUAAACUUAGUGCUGUAGACCAAUUUAUUAUGAGCUAUGGUGGUAUCAGAGGUGCUGUGUCAUUUUCCUUGGCAGUUUUACUGGACGAACAUCAUUUUCCACAGAAGAACAUGUUUGUCACGACCACAAUUGUUAUCGUCCUUUUCACAGUUUUCUUCCAGGGUAUGACAAUCAAACCUCUUGUGCGGAUUCUUCAUGUGAAACUGAGGGGAAAGGAACAGCCUACUAUGUGUGUAGAACUCAAUGAAAAGUUUUUAGACCACCUUGUGGCUGGAAUUGAAGAAAUAAGUGGCCAUCAUGGUCAUGGGUAUUACUGGGAAAUGUUUGAGUAUGUACACACACAUUAUCUGAGAAGGUGGUUAAUACGUGACGGUGAUCGGUUUGUCCAAGAUGAAGACAUUUUGCUGGCGUACAGAAGACUGGCUUAUAAAGAUGCCUUGACACGCUUAGAGAGAGAAGGGAGCGGAUCAGCCAUACAUCCCUCAAAUAUCCCAAUUGAGCUGUUGGCAAAGAGUGCGCUUGAAGCGUCAGCCAUCUGUGCAAAUGAUUCCGAUGAGAAUGAAGAUGAAAAUAAACCCAUGCUAAGGGCGGGAGAAGAUGUUCGUGUUCCUGAUGCUAUUCAAGUAGAUUGGCGAGCGUCAGGAGUACCAAGUGGAGGCGAGCUUGAAAUUCACGACACUUCUAUGCACAGCUUAAACAAUCUCAUCGAAAGAAACAGAAGAAGUAGGCACAGGAAAAUGUAUAGAAAUAAUUUACUUGACGACGACGAAGAUUUUCCUCGCUACCUUUUCCCCAUGAAACCAAGGGAAACGGCUUAUCAAAACCAGCUUUUAGUGAAUUCGAAACCUAUUCACUUUCAUCAUAAACAUAAACCAAGGCAUCACCACAAACGACACAAGCAUCAUAAGCGACAUGAACAGCCUCCCAAGAAACAACUGUCUGCAAUCUUUGAGGAGGAUGAGGUCGGACGGACUUCUCCAUCAGCUGAAUAUCCAGUAGGUCCCAUUCCCUCGAGCAGCGAGGAUGAAGAGCCUGGUAUAUCUUUUGAGGCAAAGCCAAAGGGCAGAAUAGGACGAUAUCCUUCCUUUGAAAGCAAAGACGCAGUUCCUGGCGAACCACUCCUUAAGAAUGAAAAUAAUGAAGAUGCCAAAGAAAAUGACGACAGUAAACCCACCGAAGAUUCACCGACAGAGCCUGAUAGUGUUCCCUUGGAUUCGUUUGUGGUGCAAGUAGAUAAUGACGAAGGAGAAGAAAAGAUUGCUGAAAGCAAAAUGUAACGACGGAAUUUGGUUUAUUGUAGGUUUAAUGUAGAAUCUUUCCUUUAAGGUAAAAGUAAAAGAAAAUGAAAUAAGUAUUUAUGCGCUUACUUAUGACAAGUAACGAAGGUAUAGAAAGUGUGACAACUGGUAAUAACGUCUCGCGUAACGUUUCACGUUACCGAACGAUUCUCUUUAUUUAUCGAAAAGCAUGUGCUGUCUGAUCUAGCAAGUUGAAAGGCAUGGGAAAUGACAAAAUUUCAGCAAACCUAUUCGUGCUAACAAACCUGUGAAAAAAUAAGCUAAACCACGCAUGUUACUGCCCUGAUCAAAGACGGCGAAGAAAAACAAAAAUGUUCGCUAAACUGUACACAUUGCAGCUGACAAAACUCAGUUUUCCUGUUAAUUUUUUGUAUUGGAAAAUAAUUAUCUAGUCUAACGUUCACUUCUAAAAACUUUGAGUUUUGCUGUUUUUGUUCAAUAUUGGUCUUAUGUAGACAAGACAUAUAGGAAUUGAAUUACAUUUGUUUUGGAAGUCAAGAAGUCUUAUUUUUUGUAGUAAAGUUGACAGAAAUGCAAAGGAUAUAAAAGCAUAAGAAUUCUUUUUGUUAUUUUUUAAAAUUUUGUCUUGAUAAUUCUUGUAAAGAAAAGAAAAGUUUUCACAAUGUGACCUUUAGUUGUCCUUAGCAGUUUAAUUUGCUUAUCAUUUAAAUUUUGCCAGAUAUUUGACUCAAGUUUUACUCAUGUAUAUGCAUAAAAAAAUACACCAAAGUAGACUUUAUUGGCUUCGCAUGAUAAGUUAUUGAAGUGGAACAUUAGGGAUGUUACUCACUGUGAAUUUGAACCUAGUCAAGUCUUGAUUGCUUUGCAAAUUGGAUCACGCAUGGAAGGGUCACAUCAAAAUGAACCAAUCAGGCACAUUAGUAUGAACUACAGUACUUUAAAACCCAAAAAUGGUGAUCACCAGAGUAUUUAAGGAUUGUUAUUGUAGAAAUGAUGAAUAAGGAAAGAGCCAAUCAGUGGUGAGAAAACUAAACUGCAACACCAACCAUAAUUUGUGGUUUUGAGGAUUUUUUUUUCUCAUGGCCUGAACUUUAACCCUUUAACUUCCAGAAGUGAUUAACAUGAAACUUCUCCCUAUCAUAUUCAUACAUAAUCUGGCAAACAAGUAAUGAGAAUACUCAAACGUAUCAGGUAGAAGUCUUUAUCCUGAUCAAACACUUAAUUCUCAUAAAUUAUUUACAAGAAAAUGUUUAGCAGCUAGAGGUGAGAAUUGACAAUCAGAUCUUGGGAGUUAAAGGGUUAACAUGAUUGGUUGGUAUACAGUUGACUUGUCAGAACCAAAAAAAGUUUUUGACCAUUUCUGAGUCUCUCAUUAAGUCCCACUGAUCCAUUUUGCAAAACAAUAUAAACUUAAAACUUAAAACCACUCAAUUUUUGAUUGGUGGUUUGCAAUUUAGAGCUGUGUUUGAAUUUCAUUACCUGUAAAUGUUUUUGAAAUAUUAACUAAGCUAGUAAUCAAAGUUUGAAAUUCAACCAGUUCUUUCAUAGACUGUUACUGUUCAUUGAAUUUCACCUUAAAUAUGAAUUUGUUAGGAGAAUUGGGUAAAACUGAGAAGGGGGCAACCCCCAUAAAUUGAUGGGUAACCUGAAGAUACCCAUCAGUAUUAAACUGUUUUAAAGGAAAUAAUCUUAAAAUUGCAGUUGCAUGCUACUUAAUAUUUAAAAACCAGGCAAAUAGUUGGUGAAAAUACAGGUUUAAUGCUAUUUAAUGGUAAAAAUUAGCAGGUUUUUAGUAAGUAGUUGUUGUAAUUAGACGUAGUUAGAUGUAGUAAGAUGUGGUAAUGUUUUUAAAUAAGAUUUAGCUAUUUAUUAACAUGUGGAAAUGCCAGGCAAUUAUUUAGAGUUAAAUUAAAUAUUGAAAUUGUGGAAAUGCCACAUUGAGGUGGUAAAAUGAGACAAUUGCAAGAAGAAGACAUGCACAAUUGUUUACUUUAAGCUAAUAGCUGUUUGCAAUGAAAGUAGAGAAUGAUCUUCAUCUUUUUAACUUACUGGCUGUAAAUUACUAGAAUGAUUAAUUAAUCAAUAAAUUUUGUAGUUUUUAAGAAAAUAAACCUAUUUUUGGAUA